This is a messenger RNA of Dalotia coriaria, 1497 nucleotides long. RefSeq names its product activating signal cointegrator 1 complex subunit 1-like. The record is from RefSeq and is a predicted model, not a curated record. Gene Ontology annotation, biological process: regulation of DNA-templated transcription; DNA alkylation repair. The transcript is spliced from 3 exons. Lineage: Eukaryota; Metazoa; Arthropoda; Insecta; Coleoptera; Staphylinidae. Gene Ontology annotation, cellular component: nucleus. The coding region runs from base 343 to 1323 and encodes 326 amino acids.
GUAUGUUUAUCUAAAUUUAAAUUAAAUUCUAAACCUAUAUGUGUAAAAAUUAACGCUUUUAGUGAGUACCCUAGAUAAUAAUGAUAAUUAUUAGUAUGAGUGAUAGAAUCAUAUAAAAACAUUUUGCAUGAAUACCAAAGUUUUGUAAAUGAUUGAUUUCUACCAUUAAUUUUGUAAACUGGCAACAUUGUAACAUAUGUUUGAUUGAAGCCUUGACUUUGAUAAAACAAUUGUAGAACUCAAAUUUACUGCCUGUCUUUGGAUUUCGUACCCUAAUUAUCGGCUAAUUAACAGUAUUAUUGUGCGCAACUUUUAUUGAAGAUUAAAAACAGUGUUCGUACAAUGCGGUCUGCAAAGUUCUGGAUAGAUGGAGUAACAUAUAAUAUUGGAAAAGAUACACAAAAUACCAAAAACUUCAAAACUGAAACAGCUGAAGGUAAAAUAUCCACUAAAUUUCGUCUUCCAACUGCUUAUUAUCAUAAAAUUUACAAUGAUCCCAAGUUUAAUUUAUCAAGAAUAAAGAAAACCAACUCAACUGAAGUCCUACUUCCAAAAGAAGGAAAUGAUGGAGAUGUCAUCAUCACUGGUGAUAAUAUAAAUGAAGUUGCAGAUGCCAGAGAAGAAUUUCAUUUAUUACUACAGUCAAUCAGAUCAAAAAUCCCACCAAGACAAUUUAUAUCUAUACCUACCUUAAGCGAUGAAGUUAAGAACAACUUCAAACAAUUUAAAGAUGAAUUAUUAAAUAGAGAAGCAUCUAUACCUAAUCUAGAUGAGAGUGUUUUUCAAAAACCUGAGAAACUUCACAUCACCGUCUGUGUCUUUGCAUUGCUUGAUCAAGUAGAGAUUGAUGAAGCAAUCAAGUCAUUACAUGAGUUGAAAGAAAAAAUAGUAGCUCCUUAUUUUAACAAUACACCAGCACAAAUUAGACUUAAAGGUAUCAGCUGUAUGGACACGAAUCUAAAGAGAACUAAUAUUCUUUAUGCUAAUGCAUCACUUGUUGAUGAGACUGUAGAUUACAACCUGCAAACUGUUGGGAAUAAGAUGGCAGAGUUUUUCUACAAUAAAGGAUUUAUGAAAGAAUUGAGAGACAGUGUGAAGAUACACGUAACUCUGAUUAACACAAAAUAUCGCAAAUCGUCUAAUUCACAGAAGAAACACUGGAAGAAGAGAAUACCAAUCGAUGCAACUGCAAUCAUGCAGGAUUACAAAGACUAUGACUUUGGCAUCUGUAACUUUGAUACGUUUCAUUUAUCUUUAAUGUCUAGCAAUAGUAAAAGUGAGAAUGGAUUUUAUACACCAUUGUCCAUUGCUGAACUGACAUAAAAUGUGUAUGUUUCCAGAAAAACGUUAUAUUUUAUGAGCAACCAUGAAUUUUAUGUUUAGUUCUAUAAAACUAUCCCAGAUUGCUAAUAUGUUUAUAUUUCUGUAUCAUAAAAAUGAUGAUAACUGUACUGAAGUUAUUUCGAACUGUAAAUACCAGUAAAACACUAAAAACGU